Eubalaena glacialis (North Atlantic right whale) is the source of this 1929-nucleotide messenger RNA. RefSeq names its product solute carrier family 5 member 5 (gene SLC5A5). Gene Ontology annotation, biological process: sodium ion transport; thyroid hormone generation; iodide transmembrane transport. The record is from RefSeq and is a predicted model, not a curated record. The coding region runs from base 1 to 1929 and encodes 642 amino acids. The transcript has 15 exons. Gene Ontology annotation, cellular component: membrane. Gene Ontology annotation, molecular function: sodium:iodide symporter activity. Lineage: Eukaryota; Metazoa; Chordata; Mammalia; Artiodactyla; Balaenidae.
AUGGCCGCCGUCGAGGCAGGGGCGCGGGCCACGUUCGGAGCUUGGGACUACGGGGUCUUCGCUCUCAUGCUGCUGGUGUCCACUGGCAUCGGGCUAUGGGUCGGGCUAGCCCGGGGCGGGCAGCGCAGCGCCGAGGAUUUCUUCACCGGGGGCCGGCGCCUGACUGCCCUGCCCGUUGGCCUCUCGCUGGCCGCCAGCUUCAUGUCGGCGGUACAGGUGCUGGGCGUGCCGGCCGAGGCCUACCGCUACGGCCUCAAGUUCCUCUGGAUGUGCCUGGGACAGCUGCUCAACUCUCUGCUCACUGCCCUGCUCUUCCUGCCGGUCUUCUACCGCCUGGGCCUCACCAGCACCUACCAGUAUCUGGAGCUGCGCUUCAGCCGCGCUGUGCGGCUCUGCGGGACACUGCAGUACCUGGUGGCUACAAUGCUGUACACUGGCAUCGUGAUCUACGCCCCCGCGCUCAUCCUGAACCAAGUGACAGGGCUGGACAUCUGGGCAUCGCUCCUGUCUACCGGAGUCAUCUGCACCUUCUACACUACUGUGGGCGGCAUGAAGGCUGUGAUCUGGACUGACGUGUUUCAGGUCUUAGUGAUGCUGAGUGGUUUCUGGGUUGUCCUGGCUCGCGGAACUAUGCUCGUGGGUGGACCUGGGCAAGUACUUGAGCUUGCCAAGAACCACUCCAGGAUCAACCUGAUGGACUUUGACCUGGACCCAAGGAGCCGCUACACAUUCUGGACUUUUGUUGUCGGUGGCACAUUGGUGUGGCUCUCAAUGUAUGGUGUGAACCAAGCACAGGUGCAGCGCUACAUGGCCUGUCGCACAGAGAAACAGGCCAAGCUGGCCGUGCUCAUCAACCAACUGGGCCUGUUCCUGAUCGUGUCCAGUGCUGCUGCCUGUGGUAUCAUCAUGUUCACGUUCUACCUUGACUGUGACCCUCUCCUGGCAGGGCGUAUCUCUGCCCCAGACCAGUACAUGCCCCUGAUGGUGCUGGACAUCUUCGAGGACCUGCCUGGAGUCCCUGGGCUCUUUCUGGCCUGUGCCUACAGUGGCACCCUCAGCACUGCAUCCACCAGCAUCAAUGCCAUGGCUGCUGUCACUGUGGAGGACCUCAUCAAACCUCGGCUGCCGAGUCUGACCCCCCGGAGACUUGUCAUCAUCUCCAAGGGGCUGUCACUCAUCUACGGCUCGGCCUGUCUCACUGUGGCAGCUCUGUCCUCCCUGCUGGGGGGCGGCGUUCUCGAGGGCUCCUUCACCAUCAUGGGAGUCAUCAGCGGCCCCCUCCUAGGAGCCUUCAUCCUGGGAAUGUUCCUCCCUGCCUGCAAUACGCUGGGCGUCCUGUCCGGGCUGGCGGUGGGCUUGGCGCUGUCACUGUGGGUGGCCGUGGGUGCCACUCUGUACCCGCCUAGCGCACAGUCCAUGGGGGUCCUGCCUUCAUCGGCCGCCGGCUGUGCUGUGCCCUCGGCCAACGCCUCUGGCCUCCUAGACCCGCUUCUCGCCGCCAACGCCUCCAGCUGGGCCUCCAGCCUCGAAAUGGACCCUGAUCAACACACCUUGGCUGACAGCUUCUACGCCAUUUCCUAUCUCUAUUAUGGUGCCCUGGGCACACUGAGCACCGUGCUAUGUGGAGCCCUCGUCAGCUGCCUGACGGGCCCCACCAAGCGCAGUGCCCUGGGUCCUGGUCUGCUGUGGUGGGACCUCACACGGCAGACAGCAUCUGUGGCCCCUAAGGAAGAAGUGGCCACCCUGGAUGACAGCUUGAUGAAGGGUGCUGAAGAAUUGCCCCCAGGAACCAAGAGGCCUCCUGACUUCCUGCCCCCUGACGAGGACCAUCAGCUCUUCCUGGGUCAGAAGGAGAUGAAUGGAGCUGGCUCCAGGACCCCAGGCAGUGAACAUGACAAAGGUCUUGACCUGCGAGAGACAGACCUCUGA